UUUUACCUGUAGCGCUACUUAAAGGACAAAUAGGUCUUGUAUUUUGGGUGAUGAUUGCGAGAGAUAGUGAAGCAAAUUUUGCCAUUCCAACAUCGGCAUUCGAAAUAGCAGCUCUUGUGGGGUUGCCAGCGUCAAAUACAGCGCUGGCUCUUGCUUCCCAACAAGUGGCCCCCUACGUGGAACCUUCUGAUCGAGCCGGCUCCUUUUUAUCCUACGUGUACGCCAGCCUCCAAGCUCCAAACCGCGUCGCCGCAGGCUAGCAGCACGUGCUCUUUUCUUUUCCCCCUCCUCACACCGGAUUAACAAUUGCGAAAUCCCAGGUUUGACCUUUCCCCAGCCUUGUUAUCCCAUGGGCCCCACCGCCCCCCAUGUCCCCUUCCCCUUCUUCCUCACACACGCGGGGCACUGCCCCUCAACACGCCAUUUUGACCACGUGACCGAAAUCCUAAUCCUCCCCCCGCACCGCACCGCACCGCACCGGUGCCUAUAUUUAACGCGCGCUCGAACACUUCUCUCCCGGCAACCGCAAACGCAACCAAACCGCGCUCUCGAUCGGCUCUCCAGUCUCCCGCUCCCGCCGCGUCGAGGUCGAGCAACCGGACCUGCGCGGAGCACGGCGGCCGGAAAUGCAGAUGGACUCCUACAAUUACGCCAGCUUCUUCCACGACGAGGCUGCGUUCUACCCGCACGUCGCCGUGCCGCCCUCCUCCCCGGAGCUGCCCUUCGGCCUCAUUGCCUCGCCAGGGGAGAUGGAGCCGGAGCCACCGUUCGCGCCGCCGAUGCCGACCGCGUUCCAGGACUACGACUACCCCGGGGCCGCCGUGGGAGUCGGGGCGGGAGCGCCGUUCGGGGGCCCCAGCGUGCACAGGCAGGUGAUGGACGCGCUGGGCGGGGACGGACAGCGUGAGCAGAGCAUGGCAAUGGCAGAGGAUGGUGAGGAGGAGCAGGAGCAGGAGCCGCGGCGGCAGCGGCAGCGGCAGCAGCCGGCGGGCGCCGCCGCCGCCGCCGUGGAGAGCAGCCGCGGGUUCCGUCACAUGAUGCGGGAGCGGCAGCGGCGGGAGAAGCUGAGCCAGAGCUACGCCGACCUGCACGCGCUGGUGGCGUCCCGGUCCAGGGGCGACAAGAACUCCAUCGUGCAGGCGGCCGCCAUCUACAUCCACGAGCUGAGGGGCGCGCGGGAGCAGCUGCAGCGCCGGAACGAGGAGCUCAAGGCCCGCAUCCUGGGCCACGACGCCAGGCAGCAGUGCGUCAAGGUGCAGUUCGAGGUGGACGAGCCGGCGUCCGCCAUCGACUCCAUGAUCGGGGCGCUCAGGCGACUCAAGGGCAUGGACGUCAGGGCCAGGGGCAUCCGCUCUAACCUCUCCGGACGCAGGCUGUGCACGGAGAUGAAUGUCGAAACCACGAUUGCGGCCGGCGAGGUGGAAAAGGCCGUGGAGGAGGCUCUCAUGCAGGAAGUGGAGAGGAAGCAGCAGCAGCAGCUUGGGGCUGGGAGCGCCGCUGCCGCCCCUGGUUUUGCAGGCCCUCAGGCAUCAUCACACGUGCAAAACGUGUUCUGACACGCGAUCCUCCCUCAAGCCCAUAAAGAACAAACAUGAACUCCAAGCCUCAUUUAUUGAUUCUUUUUAAGAACCGGAUGUGCAAAAAAAAAUGAGCAUCCACGUCCCUGGCUCUAUUAAUUAAGUACAGAUCAGUGUUUUUUAGGAGUAUCACAGCCAGCCUCCAAGUGGCAUUUGUGAGCACGUGUAUGAAAUCGUAGGACUCGUUGUUACAACAGAGAAAAAAAAGAGACGUGCAGACAUGUGAUCAAAAAGCUCGAAAGGGGCUGGAGGAAGCGGGCGAGAAAUGAGGUCGAGGAGGGGCAGGGCACGUUCCCGUCCCGGUCGUGCGGCCGUGCCGUGUGGGCUCUGUGCUCUGUAGAUUCCGAGUCGCGGCGGCAAACCGGAACCAGAACCACCGGUGUGCUCUCCUUGGUUUCUACUCCAGCUGCUACAACUACAACUGGUGGUCUUGUCAAAAAAACUACAACUGGUGUGGCCUUUUUGUUUAUCGUGUGGCUGUAAACCGAAGCCAUCGGCAUCAGGGUCAGGGGGGGCACCAGCCUCGCCUGUCAGCGUCGUGCUUAGUUGACCGGAGCAGAUUUUUUUGGUUUGGGAUUAACCACUUCCUGGAAAUUUCACGUGAGUUAGCUGGUUAGAAUUGGGCUCUGAAUUGUGCGCUGCAGUGACGUACGUCGCUGACACUGAUAUGUACUUCUAUGUUAUUGUUAAUUAUAUCCCUCAAUGGAGCUCUAAUCAUCGUGUA
Molecule: messenger RNA, 2301 nt
Organism: Sorghum bicolor (sorghum)
Lineage: Eukaryota; Viridiplantae; Streptophyta; Magnoliopsida; Poales; Poaceae
Product: transcription factor BHLH148
Exons: 2
Coding region: 627-1556 (309 amino acids)
Molecular function (GO): protein dimerization activity
Source: RefSeq, a predicted model, not a curated record